AUGCCGUGAUUUAAAUUAUGCAAGAAAGAACUCGAAGACAAACGAGCAUGUACGAAAGAAGAAUUAUCAAAUGACAACGCUGUAAUAUAUUUCCCGCCUCGUCAAAAUUAUUUUAACUUUUGUGCGCUGUUUAUAGCAACAGGUUAUGUAGAUUAAUUUUCUGUGGUGUUUUGUGUGUUUGGCAAUUGUUUUUAUAGAGGUUUGAAAUAAUUAUUUUGGGUUCUAUGUAAUGUACCUAUGAUAUAAAACAGUUAAAUUAUAAUGGCUACAAACACAGGACGUUACCGUCCUGAAAGAAAGAUUGACAGAAAUGAUGAUAAAAAUGAGAAUCCAACAGCCUCUGCUGGACAAAGAGAGGAAACUUCCGAAUAUCGUUUGCGAAUAGUACUUGAAAAUGAUUCAAUCGAUUCCAAAUACGGUUUCGAACGUGUCAAAGAUCAUAUUGAACGAAUUGGGUUUUUACUAAAUAUGCACACUUCUGAAAUAUUAGAUGAAGACAAACGUUUGAUAGCUGCAGUAGACUAUUACUUCAUGGAAGAAGAUGGCACUAGGUUUAAAAUCUCUUAUCCUUUCAUGCCAUACUUCUACGUACUUACCAGGAGAGAAUUAAUCCAAGAAGUAACUCAGUUUCUCAUGAAAAAGUUUUCUGGUGUUAUUGGCAAAAUUGAAACAGUUGCUAAAGAGGAUUUAGACAUGCCUAAUCACCUUAUUGGCCUGAAACAACACUAUUUGAAGUUGUCGUUUUUCAAUCAAACCGACUUGAUGAAAGCGCGCAAAGAUAUUUUGAAAUGUGUAAAAAAGAAUAAAGAACGUGCACAGUCCAAUAACUUUUACACUAAUAUGCUGGUGAAUGUUUUGAACAAUGAGCAAACUGUUUUUGAUGCAAAGAAAAGCUCAACCGAUCAUAUGGAAAGUUUAAUUGAUAUCAGAGAAUACGAUGUACCUUAUCAUGUAAGAGUGUCAAUUGAUUUAAAAAUUUGUUGUGGUUCAUGGUAUUCAGUCAAACCAAAAGGUGCCAGUAUGGAUCCACCGAUUAUAACUCUUCGUAGUGAUCUUAUUGAAAGACCUGAACCAAUUGUCCUGGCAUUUGAUAUUGAAACCACUAAAAUGCCUUUGAAAUUUCCGGAUGCUAACACUGAUCAAAUUAUGAUGAUUUCGUACAUGAUUGAUGCGCAAGGAUAUUUAAUAACAAACAGGGAAAUUUUAUCUUCUGAUAUCGAAGACUUUGAAUACACACCACGGCCGGAGUUUGAAGGAAAGUUUACAAUUUUUAAUGAAAAGAAUGAGAUGGCAUUGCUGCAGAAGUUUUUUGAUCAUAUAAUGGAAGUACGGCCACAUAUUUUUGUCACUUAUAACGGUGACUUUUUUGAUUGGCCCUUUGUUGAGACAAGAGCGGCGCAAUAUGAUUUGGAUAUGAAACAAGAGAUUGGUUUUGCUAAAACUAAGGAAGGUGUGUUUACUAGUCGGCCUGCUAUGCACAUGGAUUGUUAUAAUUGGGUGAAAAGAGAUUCUUACUUGCCGGUUGGGUCUCAAGGGUUGAAAGCUGUCGCUAAAGCUAAAUUAAGAUAUGAUCCAGUUGAGUUAGACCCCGAAGAAAUGUGUCCUCUUGCCGCAUCAGACCCUCAAGUUCUAUCAAAUUAUUCAGUAUCCGAUGCGGUUGCAACAUACUACUUGUAUAUGCAAUAUGUGCAUCCGUUUAUCUUUGCUUUGUGUACAAUCAUUCCCUGCGAGCCUGAUGAAGUACUCCGCAAAGGUUCUGGUACAUUGUGCGAAGCUUUACUUAUGGUUGAAGCAUUUCACGCCAAUAUCAUAUUCCCCAACAAAGAAGAAACCAUUCUCAACAAACUCACAGAUGAUGGCCAUGUUUUGCAUCAAGAAACCUACGUUGGAGGACAUGUUGAAGCUUUAGAGUCAGGUAUUUUCCGCGCGGAUAUUCCGUGUAGAUUCAGAUUGGAGCCUAGUGCGCUUGAUAUGUUAAUUGAGCAACUUCCUCGUACAAUGGCACAUGCGAUUGUUACCGAAGAAGGUAUUCCAUUGGAGGAUGUCACGAAUCUUGAUGAAGUUAUGAAGGAGAUUACUGAUCAGUUGUUGGAAUUAAAAGCACAACCUAUGCGGUUGGAACGUCCGCUGAUUUAUCAUUUGGAUGUUGGUGCAAUGUAUCCGAAUAUUAUUCUGACGAAUAGGUUGCAGCCGUGUUCAAUGGUAAAUGAAACUAUUUGCGCUUCUUGUGAUUAUAAUAAGCCUAAUGCUGGAUGUCAACGUAAUAUGGCAUGGAUGUGGAGAGGAGAAUAUAUGCCUGCUACUAGAAAUGAAUAUCAUCGUAUUCAACAACAGUUGGAAACCGAAAAGUUUCCGCCGCAGUUUCCCGGAGGACCGCAAAGAGCUUUCCAUCAGUUGACAAAGUUGGAACAGUCCGAGUUAGAAAAGAAACGUUUGUCAGUGUAUUGUAGGAAAGCCUAUAAGAAAACGAAACUCACGCGCAUUGAAGAACGCACCACAACUGUUUGUCAAAAAGAAAACUCAUUUUAUGUGGAUACUGUGCGUGCUUUUCGUGAUCGUCGGUAUGAAUAUAAAGGUCUGAGUAAAAAGGCGAAACAAAACGUGGUGGAAGCGAUAAAAUCAGGCGAUGCGUCCGAAAUUAAAUCGGCAAAAAAUAAGGAAGUUUUGUAUGAUUCAUUGCAAACUGCUCAUAAAUGUAUUUUGAAUUCUUUCUAUGGCUAUGUGAUGAGAAGAGGAGCACGUUGGCAUAGUAUGGAAAUGGCUGGAAUUGUCUGUUACACCGGUGCGCAUAUUAUCAUGCGUGCCAGAGAAAUAGUAGAACAAAUUGGUCGACCAUUGGAAUUGGACACAGACGGAAUCUGGUGUAUUUUACCCGCUUCAUUUCCUGAAAAUGUAACUGUUCUCACAAACAAUGCAAAAAAACCUAAAAUCAAAGUUUCUUAUCCGAACACAGUUUUAAAUUUUAUGGUGAAAGAUCAUUUUACCAAUGAUCAAUACCACGAAUUGGUAGAUCAUGAAAAACUUAAGUAUGAAACACGAUCGGAAAAUACAAUUUUCUUUGAGGUUGAUGGACCUUAUAAAGCUAUGGUGUUACCAGCAUCGAAGGAAGAAGGUAAAAAGUUAAAAAAGCGUUACGCUGUAUUUAAUUUUGAUGGAUCUCUGGCGGAAUUGAAAGGAUUCGAAGUAAAACGUAGAGGCGAGCUUCAAUUAAUCAAAAAUUUUCAAUCGUCUGUUUUUGAGUCGUUUUUAAAAGGGAAUUCGUUGGAAACAUGUUAUGCAUCAGUGGCACAAGUUGCUGAUUAUUGGUUGGAUGUUUUGUAUUCUCAUGGUCGUCAUCUGCCAGAUUCGGAGUUAUUUGAGUUAAUUUCCGAGAAUCGUUCGAUGUCACGUAAAUUGGAAGAAUAUGGCGAACAAAAAAGUACGUCAAUUAGUACCGCGAAGCGAUUGGCUGAAUUUUUAGGUGAUCAAAUGGUAAAAGAUGCUGGUUUGGCUUGCAAGUACAUUAUCUCUAGAAAACCAGAUGGUGCACCUGUUACAGAAAGGGCCAUUCCGCUCGCUAUUUUCCAAGCUGAGGAAGCCGUAAAAAAUCAUUUUCUGCGAAGAUGGUUGAAAGAUUCUUCUCUGAACGCCGUGGAUAUUCGUGAUAUCCUGGACUGGGGUUAUUACAUCGAACGACUUGGUGGUACUAUACAAAAAAUCAUCACAAUACCAGCUGCAUUACAAGGAGUAGCAAACCCUGUACCAAGAGUGCGUCAUCCGGACUGGUUGCAUAAGAAAAUGCUCGAGAAGAACGAUAAAUUUAAACAACGCCGUAUUGAUGAUAUGUUUUCUUCAGCUCCUAAACCAGCUUUACAACAACGCGACAGUAACAAUCAAAUGGACUGUGAUGAUAUAGAAGAUAUCGGAAAGAAUAAAAAUGCAAAUACAAUUUCGCCAAAAAUAGCUACUGUUUCUAAGCGCAAACGGUCUGAUAAUGAAUUUGAAGAUAUUGAUUUAGCUAAGAGUUGGCACGAUGUUCUCGGCAAUCCACCGCCUUACGGUAACUCCGAUGCUGAACAUAUUGCUUGGUUGCAAUUUCACAAAAGAAAAUGGAGAUACCAAGCGUUGCAGAGGAAUAACGGUGAAGUGAAUAGCAAAAAAAGAAAUAAAACAAACAUGGCGGCUGUGGUGCGAACCGGGCAAACCGGAAGUCUCGGUGGUUUCUUACAGAAAGCUCAGAGGAGUCUCAUGGUGAACAAUUGGCAGGUACUACAAGUAUCGCAAGUAUCGAACGCGCCUGGAGAAUAUCGCUUAUGGGCACUGGUACAAAACGAAUUGCAUUUAGUUAAGUUGAUUGUCCCUCGGACUUUUUAUGCGAACUUACGGUCACCGAAAUGUGCGGAUGAAGGUGCGCUGUUUAAAAAAUGUAAUCGGACUUUACCCCGGUCAAAACAGGCGUAUCAUUUGUACAUGUACAGUGUUCCUGAAGAAUUGUUUCAGGAACAUGGAAAGAAAAUUUACGUGGAUCAAACUGAACCAGAUGUGGAAGGUGUUUAUGAAACACAAAUGCCACCGCUUUUCCGCGCUUUGCUACAGAUCGGAUGCGUUUGCAAAGUUGCUAAAGGUGUGAAUAAUAACACUGACACUUUCACAUUAGGAGAGUUGGAUAUUGGAAGUGUUGCACGACAGCCAUACCUCCCGAGGGAUGCAUUACGCCAUAUCUACUUAUAUCAACAUCGCGCGAAUGUCGGUUCAAGACAAAUGUUUGGUGUUUUUCUUACACCACUGAAAAAGGCAUUGAUUGCAGUCGUAGAUACGGUACGCACUAACUUAAUGCCCAAUUUGCACAAUUUAUACCAGGCUGAACGCAUUGUGAAGGCGGAAAGAAAUCCAGACGAAGACUUAUUACCACCCGAUGGAAUCACUUUCGAAGUCCGCGUUGAAACCAACUUGCAACAAGUGUACAAAUUUAUCCAAAAAACUUUGCAAGCCUAUAAAGAUGAGAAGAAAGGUCCUACUUUACUAGCAAUCCAAAGCAUCGAUGAUUUACACAGUUUAUUGAGCCAUAUGCCACUGCUAAGCGACUUUCCCACUACGCAAAUCCAUGUCCAAGAUGUUGAAGACCUCUAUAAUAAUCUAGAAUGGCAAAAAACUGGCGCAAAGGCAAUGAUCCGCCAUUAUCUCAACAGCGAACGGAUUUUAGAAUUAAUGACCGAACAGUGUAGAUACUUCCAUUUACCAAUUGGUAAUAUGCCUGCCGAUCCAGCACUUUUCGGAGCUGAUUUAUUCUACGCUCGCCAUUUAACGAAACAAAAUCACAUCCUUUGGUGCUCGCCGUUUGACAAGCCAGACUUGGGCGGAAGUCAAGAAAAUAAUGCGCGCCUCCUCGCUGAAAGCAAUGAAAGUUCCAGCGAGGUAUGUAACAACCCUGGUUGGUAUUCCAGCGCUUGUAUAGAAUUAGAUAUUGAUAGCUUGGCUAUUAAUACGCUCUUACAGUCACAUCAUGUGACUGAUAUAGAAGGUACCAGCGUGGCGACAGCUUUCGAUGCUGCUGCAACUAAGUCUUUGGAUGAUAUGAUGAGCGCAAAUACACCAUUGACUGCUUAUGAUGAAACAGCGCGUUGUGCGGAAGCUUUUAAGAUAUUGCGAUCGAUGGCCAGCGCAUGGAUGAGAGACAUUUCAAUGUACCGGAAUGUAUUUGCAGAUUUCCAAGUUAUUCAUUUCUAUCGAUGGUUAAGAUCACCGAAGGCUUUAUUAUUUGAUCCGGCGCUCUUACGCACAUUACAAAACUUAAUGAAAAAGUUGUUUAUUCAAUUGGUAGCGGAGUUUAAACGCUUGGGGUGCACUAUUGUAUACGCAAACUUUAACAAAAUCAUCGUUUGCUCCAAAAAGAGAAAGCUAGAGGAUGCUGUGGCUAAUAUAGAGUUUGUUGUAGCGUCGAUAAGGAAUAAAGAACUAUUUCAUUCGUUAGAGAUUACAUACAGGCAAUGUUGGGAACAAUUGGUUUGGCUCGAUACGGCAAACUACGCAGGUAUUCAAGGUAAAUUACCACAAGAUUCUGAAGAAAAUAACGAAAACAACACCGACGAAAGAGAUGAUUUCCUUGAGGAAGAACCAACAAAUGUAGAAAGGGACGAUGAUGAAGAUGCACCUGUCGUUGUAAUGAAUUGGAACAUAGCUGAACAACUUCCCGAAGCAUCCGGAUGUCGAAACAGUUUCAAUACAAUUAUAGCUGGAUACAUAAACGCGAUUUACGUGAAACUCAAAGAAAUGGAAUCUAGACAUGAAACAAUGCAAAUAAUCCCUCUCAGUCAGCCACAUAUUGGCUUGGCUAGUCAUGAAGAUGUAGCUGAAUUUGCUAGAGAACUGAUUAAUUGUGAUAUAUCACAAAAUUUAUUCCCCAUUGUGGAGAAGAUUCACAUGAAACUAUCAAAAACAGCUACGUCAUUCCCGUCUCUAGACUUCAUCAAUGCAAUUUGCCACGUGUUAUCACUAGAUCCUUCUAUUGGGGACGCAGUGAAACACCUGAAAUCGAAUCUUUUGCGAUUAAUUGGAGUCGGGGAGUUUUCCGACCUGACGAUUUGGAAGGACACAACUGUUUCCUAUAUCAUUCCGCAAUUAAUUUGCAAGACUUGCAAUCAUUGCAGGGAUAUUGAUCUGGGGAGGGAUACACAUCGAUCGGAGCAUGCCUGGUUAUGUCCCAUAUGUAAUGCCCCCUACGACAAUCACGAGAUUGAAAGUUUGCUAUUGGAAACGGUCAGCAAAAAGUUCCUAGCGUAUAAUCUGCAGGAUUUGCAGUGCAAAAAAUGUAUACAGAUUAAAAUGGAGAAUUUGAUUAAACAUUGCCCAUGUGCCGGUGAAUAUCGAUGCAUUGUAUCAAAAGAUGAACUUGUCGGGCUGCUGCAGAAGUUUGAACAUUUAGCUGAGACUUUUGAUAUGCCUGCUUUACAUGAAACCAUUGAACAAUUGCUGUUUUAUGUUAACUGAUUAAUUUAUUUUAUUUGUUUGUCUCUUUGGGUAUAAAGACUUACAAACAAACAUAGUAUUGUGACUUUAUUCCUACAUUUUCUAAAAGAACAUUUAAUGAAUCACUUUUUACUUUUCCAUAUUGAUGGGGUCAAUCUUGGGAUCAGUGAACUUGAAUGAGGGGAAUUUAGUCA
Messenger RNA from Dalotia coriaria, 7139 nucleotides. RefSeq names its product DNA polymerase epsilon catalytic subunit 1 (gene DNApol-epsilon255). The transcript is spliced from 16 exons. Gene Ontology annotation, biological process: leading strand elongation; DNA replication proofreading; base-excision repair, gap-filling. Gene Ontology annotation, molecular function: DNA-directed DNA polymerase activity; single-stranded DNA 3'-5' DNA exonuclease activity; DNA binding. The record is from RefSeq and is a predicted model, not a curated record. The coding region runs from base 262 to 6966 and encodes 2234 amino acids. Gene Ontology annotation, cellular component: epsilon DNA polymerase complex; nucleus. Lineage: Eukaryota; Metazoa; Arthropoda; Insecta; Coleoptera; Staphylinidae.